CCCUUACCUAUACCAACCACCGACCGAGGACCCGAAAAAGAAAAGGUAAAACAGAUCUUGCUGGCCAUCUUCCUUCUUCUUUGUUGCUCUUCAAAUCCCUCUUCUCUUCAUCUCAAUUGAGCUCUGUUCAUCCUUUUCAACCCCAUUGAUUCAAGAAGAGAGUUCGACAAGAUGUCGUACGAACAGCAAUAUCCCACCCCUCCACCAACGUCCUCUCCUAAGCACAACACCUCGACCUAUCACCCAUUCUCUCCCAAACUGCCCGCACAAGAGACGUAUUAUCAAGAAACCCAACCGGGUCCUAAACUACCAGCUCAAGAAACAUAUUACAAGCAGUCCUACAGCACACCGGCUUCUCCAACGCACUGGGACCCUUCCUCCCAUCCACCCGCAGACCACCCAGUAGCCACCACAACAACAAACUACGACUACCUCCCCCCGCGCCGAAAAUCCUCCCCCAUCCAACCAACCACAAAGCCCACCAACACAAACCCAUACUACAACCCCUCCUUCCCGAGCAAAACCUCGCCCCUCAUUUCCCCCACAGGCCACCGCCCCUCCUCCCGAACAAAAGUCCGCACGCCCCCUCCACGACCCAUAUACUUCUCCCCCACAAACCCCAUCCCCACACCCUACAACGCGUCUCGGCCAUCGCCUCGCCCGGGCUUCUUGUCUCGAAUCAGCGCGUUCUUGCGACGGAUAGUGAAAUGGGCGCAGAAGAACCCGAUUAAGGCUGGUCUGGCCUCGUUCCUACCGGUACUGGCUGGAGCGGGAUUAAUUAGAGCUGGCAAGGCGUUGGGGCUCGGUCCUGCGUUUGCGGGGGUGGCGAAGCUGUUGAGUGGGUUGAUGGAAGGGAUGGGUGGUGGGAAGGCGCCUGGGAGCGGGGAUGAGUCUGGGAGGGUGGCUAAGGGGGUUGAGAAGGAGGUGAAGAAGGAGUGGGGGUGGGGGAUGGAUCAUUUUGUUGGGUUUGGAGGGACGAAGAAGGGACCGUUGGAUGGGAUUAUGAAGGUAGCGCUGAUGGGAGUGAAUCAUUACUGCAAACUCACCCCCUCCGCCGUCCCUCGAGCAGCCAGUAUACUCUUGGAACUAUACUUCCUCGAAGCUAAGAAAUAAUGAUCGCUCUUGGAUAUCUAUACAUCUACAAGGAACCAGUCCGAAGUAUAUACAGUACAGUGCAAUUGUACCUUUACCACGAUUCACGAAUGAUGAAUACCACCAAUACAAAAUCUAUCUCAGAGCCAUGCCUCUCCUGAAAUAUGCACCGUUGUGGAAUGCCUGAACGCCAAGACCUUUGACCUGCCGCCGAACCUUGAUACCCGGAAUCUUGUCUCUUGUUUCCGGUCGGGUGGAGAAGAGGAAAUGGAUUAAACGACACUUUGUGCAUGUUUAGCUACC
Molecule: messenger RNA, 1395 nt
Organism: Mollisia scopiformis
Lineage: Eukaryota; Fungi; Ascomycota; Leotiomycetes; Helotiales; Mollisiaceae
Exons: 3
Coding region: 172-1113 (313 amino acids)
Source: RefSeq, a predicted model, not a curated record